Messenger RNA from Schistosoma intercalatum, 3212 nucleotides. NCBI's taxonomy places the organism in Eukaryota, Metazoa, Platyhelminthes, Trematoda, Strigeidida, Schistosomatidae. The record is from the annotation of a GenBank genome assembly.
AUUUGAAGUAGCCAGAAGAGUAUGUGUUUUUGUUCUUAAGAAAUGUCACGUCAGAGUUUUCGCUCAACAAUAGAGAAGCUUUGAUAUGUAACUGUGUUUGUAGGAGAUAAGUAGAUCAACUUUAGCAACUUCUCAAUCCUAUCGUUUUCAUACGACUAGACUCCGUAGUUUCUAAAUGCCUCUGUUAAAAUCUUGACCAAAAGAUAUAUGUAGUGGCCGUUCAAUUGGUAGCUACUUGUUAAUUCCAAAAUUUCCUCAUCUGCAGAUUGUGGAAAGGCAAAAAAUAUGUGUAGAAACGUGGAGAAUCGAACUUUAAGAAAGUGAUACUUGGAAUGUAACCUAUUGAAAAUAGACCUACCGCUGUUUCCACUUUUCAACACUCAAAAAUCUCAAUGUAAACGCACUGGCACAUAUGUAAACAACACUUGAAAGCAAAAAAUAGCAUUCGGAAAAAUUUACUGUAAAACUAUUAGUUCGUGGUUCCCUAUUUCUAACUCUACAUGGAAAUGUCUUCUUGGUCCUCAGAUUUUAAAGAACAAUCAAGGUUAUGUGAUGAUCUAGACUGUGAUAUGGAUUAUUUACUCUCUGGAAGGUAUGAAAUACUGGCAUCGGCCAAUACCACUGUUCAUUGUAAUUCUGUACAGUCUGCAUUUGCUUUACCAAAAUCAACAAACUCACCCUUUUGCUCACCAAAUCAGACACAUCCUAUAAAUUCGAUAUUCCCUUGUAGAAAAGUCAUUACAUGCUCAUGUCGGUGCUGUGAUCCAUUCUCAGAUCACCUCAGUCAUAUGACAAGUAUAAACCAAGUACAUGAUAAAAAUAUUGACUUUCCGUGUAUUAUUAUGGAUGAUAAUGAUGUUGAUGUUGAUAAUGGCGACGAUGAACAGCCUAAAUUAAAUUUAACUGAUCCAUUAAUGACGGAUAUUGCGGCUGGGGAAUUAGAUAACUCACCUAAUUCAUGUCAUGAAUAUGAUACGUUACUUAUGCUUCCUUCCUCAUCAUCAUCUUCUACAUCAUCAAUUGGAUACAUCAAUAAUCAUUGUAAUUCCAUGUGUUCAAGUCCUACAGAAAUGGAUUUCUUAAAUUCAUCCACUUCUUCAUAUGCUAAUAAUUGUAACAAUAAUAAUAAUAUUAAUAAUUGUUAUAGUACAAUAUCUCCAAUUGAAUGUUCUUCAUCAUCGUCAAAUAGUUCUUGUUGUUCAUUUAAAUCACAACAAUGCUACAAUUGUAUAAACUCAAUUCAGGUGAAUAAUCAUUUAAAUAAUGAUAAUGUAUCAUCAAAAUCUUCUAAUAAUUCUACAACUACUGCUAUUAGUAGUAGUAAUAGUAGGGCUACUACUAUUACUAAUUCCGUUGAUACUAUUGCUCCAGAUAGUACUGUUAUUAUUUCUACUUCUAAUCCAUAUGUGAAACUGUUUACAAGUUCAAAUAGUUCACUUAUUGAUCAUCAAACUCAACCACAUAUUUCAUCAUUAUCAAUGAGAACUAGUAAACCUGUAUGGCAAAUGAAAUUCACACGUAAACAGUAUGUUUAUAAUCGUACAAUUGUAAAUAGCAGUUCUUCCAUUGCAUCAUUAACACGGUCUCGUCAAUCGCAUCAUCAUCAUCAAAACAACCACUACCAUCAACAACAAUUACAUCAUUAUUAUCAUCAAUCUAAACGUCGUUUCUCUUCCUUAUCAAAGAAAUCAUUUCCUGUAAAUAAUAAUCAUAUUGAUCAAAUCUAUAAUUCACAUCCAAUUUCAAUGCAUUAUGAUUAUUCUUUUAGUAAUAGUGAUAUAGUACAGCAAUUACCAUCUAAUCAAAUUGUUACGUCAUCUCAAGGACAAACCGUUCAAUAUCCUACUCAUGAUUUAUUAUCCACUUAUACAUUUCAGUUAUCUCCAUCAAUUUCAAAUAAUCAAAGAGAAAAGUUAUUCUAUAAUAAUAAUAAUAAUAAUACUAUCGACAAUAAGAAUGUUGAGGGUACUGUAAAUAUUCUAGAACGUGAAGAAAAUAGUCUUAUGUAUACACCUGUUUCAAUAAGAAAAGAACAUAAUGAAUCAUCGUCCAUUCGACCGUCAUCAUCAUCAUUAUCUUCAUUUUCAAUAACACCAACACUAACUAACAAUAGUACUACUAAUUCUGUAACAUGUAAAAACCAAUCUAAAACUAAUUCAAUCCAUCAUUCUAUAAAUAUAUCUAAUCCUGUUCAUAAACGUUUGCAUUUGUUACAAUUUAUUAGUAAACUUUUACAAUAUUCUUCUGAUUCAUCAACAUCAUCUUUAACGAAUUCCACAAAUUCAUCGUCAUUGUCAUCAUCAUCAUCCUCUGCAUUCCUUUCAUCAUUAUUUCCUACAACAUCUACAAGUUCAUUUUGUUCAAUUAAUCAACAACCGGAUGAAUUUAUACUACAUUUAUUCAAUCCUAAUUCACAAUAUCUUAAUUGUGUUCAGUGGAUUGAUAAACAAGCACGUAUUUUUCAAAUAAGAAAUCCACAAAAGUUAUCACAAUUAUGGGGAUAUUAUCGUAAAAAUGUCAAUAUGACUUUUGAAUCGGUUAGUCGUAGUUUAAGAUUGUAUUAUGUCUCUGGGAAAUUAGAACGUAUUCGUGGUCAACGUAAUCAAUAUCGUUUUUUAGACGUAAAUGCUUAAAUUACACAAUUACAUAAUAUUCAUUUAUGAUUUUUUUCCUCGCUAGUUUACAGCAUCCCGUCUUCUGCACUAUCAUUUUCUUUAUUUACCCUUUUUUACUUUUCUCUCGUGUUUUUGUUAAAAAUUUUCUAGAACUAUUUUUAGUGAGAAAAAGAUUAGCAUAUAAAAUUUUAAGAAGCAACCUACUUUGUAUAUUUUCAUUUAUGAUCUGUGUUACAUUGCUUUGUCUGUUGGAUUAUUACUAUUAUUUUUAUUAUUAUUAUCGUAACUAUUCCUGUUGGGGUGGCCUAUAGCUCUUCCACUAGGAGUAACAGGCUUAAAUGAGUAUUUUAACUAUAAUUAUCAUAUAAUUCUUGUAUGGAUACACGCACAUAUUCUGCCAGUUCACGUAACACAUACACAUUAAAAUUCUUCUUUACAACUUUAUUAUAUGAAAUUGUCUUUCUUAUUGAUUUCACUCAGAUAAAAUGAAAUAAGUUUUGAAUAUUAUUUUCUAUUAUUUCCAUUGUUACUAUCAUUCUUUCUUAUGAUUAUUUUCUUUGUCUUUCGUUUAUUCAAUAUUAUAAACGUCCAUAGUGA